AUGUCUCCCAAAGUCCAAGCCAUCGACCCCGCCGGCACACCAAAGGCGUACCACGCCCAAGGCACGGUAUCGGCCACGGGCAACACGAUCCAGAUCUCAGGCCAGUACGGCGCCACGACGGACGGUCACGUGCCCGCGUCGUACGAAUCCCAAAUCCACCUCGCGCUGCUGAACCUACGCCGAGUCCUCACAGCCGCCGGCGCACGGGUGACGGACAUCACGAAGCUCACCCUCUACAUCGUCAACUACGACCCGCAACGCCGCCUGCACACGCGGCACAUCCAAAAGUUCCUCGGCACCCACCGGCCGGCCAUCACGCUCGUGCCCGUCUCGCAGCUCGCCAACCCGGCAUGGCUGUUCGAAGUCGAGGCGACGGCCUGCGUCGGCCCUCCCGACGUCAAGCCCCCACUCUCGACGAGGAAGAGCGCCGGCGAUGACGCCAAGGACUGGCUCGACGUCAUCGUGGUCGGCGCGGGGCUCAGCGGGCUGGCGGCGGCGCGCGACGUGACGCGCGGCGGGCUGCGGUGCCUGGUGCUGGAGGCGAGGGACCGCGUCGGCGGCAAGACGUUCAGCCAGGCGCUCGAGGGCGGCAAGGGCGUGGUGGAUCUCGGGGCGGCGUGGAUAAACGACACGAACCAGAGCCGCAUGAUCGAUCUCGCGCGCCAGUACGGCGCCGAGCUGAUCGAGCAGAACACGACAGGCAACUGCGCCUUUCAGGACUUUGACGGCAAUUGCUCGUCGUUUCCGUACGGGGGGCUGCCGGCGUUUGACGCCGCGACCCAAACGCACAUCGCGCAGAUCCGCGACAUGGUCGAGGCGCACUGCCAGGCCGUCGACGUCUUCAACCCCAAGGACACGGACCUGGACUCGCUCACCUUCGACGCGUACCUGCGGCGCAACGGCGCCAGCGACGCGGCCGUAGCAACAGCGACAGUGUGGACGCGCGCCAUGCUGGGCCAGGAGCCGGGCGACGUGUCGGCGCUGUACUUCCUCAACUACUGCAAGUCGGGCGGCGGGCUGCUGCAGAUGCGGUCGGACCGCAAGGGCGGCGGCCAGCAUCUGCGCUGCCGCCAGGGCAUGCAGCUGUUCGCCACCGAGAUGGCAAAGCGCCUGCCGCCGGGCACCGUGAAGCUGUCCACGCCGGUGCGCGCCCUGAAGCAGGUUCCCGGCGGUGGUGUGAUGGUCGAGUCGGAUGUCGGGACUUUCCAUGCGAGGAAGGUGGUCGUGUCGGUGCCGUCGCCGGUGCUGCUGCGCGCCCUCGCCUUCGACCCGCCGUUGCCGUUCGAGAAGACGGUCCUGGCCGACUCGGCGUCGUACGGCUACUACACCAAGGUCAUGCUCGUCUUCGCCCAGCCGUUCUGGGUGGAGAAAGGUUUCUGCGGCCUCACGCAGUCUUUCCGCGGCCCGGCGUCGGUCGUCCGCGACACCAGCGUGCCCGUCGACGGGAAGUGGAUCCUGACCUGCUUCCUCGCCGGCGAACCUGGAAAGGAGUGGGCGAAGCUGCCGGGAGGCCGCCAGGUCGACGCGCUGCUGGAGCAGGUCGGAGAGCUGUUCGGCGAUGCGGAUGCGCCGCGGAAGCACUUCGUGGAGGCUGUGUCGCACGAGUGGAUGCAGGAGCAGUGGUCGGGGUGGGGCUGCCCCUGCACCGCGCUGCCGCCGGGCGCGCUGGACGCUGUCGGUCAUGCGUUGAGGGAGCCGGUGGGCGAUAUCCACUUUGUGGGCACCGAGACGGCGGGGGAGUGGAAGGGCUACAUGGAGGGUGCUGUGAGGAGUGGCGAGAGAGGCGCUGCUGAGGUCUUGAGCCUGCUCUCUCGGGCCGGUGCGAAGUUGUAA
Lasiodiplodia theobromae is the source of this 1833-nucleotide messenger RNA. RefSeq names its product Flavin-containing amine. Lineage: Eukaryota; Fungi; Ascomycota; Dothideomycetes; Botryosphaeriales; Botryosphaeriaceae. Gene Ontology annotation, molecular function: oxidoreductase activity. The record is from RefSeq and is a predicted model, not a curated record. The transcript is spliced from 2 exons. The coding region runs from base 1 to 1833 and encodes 610 amino acids.